AGCACGGCGAUGGAAGCAUGCCGACUUCCUCCGCGGGCUUGCGGCCAGACUAGACGGCGGAAGAGAAGGAGCCAGAUCUUCCUUCCCGCUUCACUGCGCUAGCUUUCAACACAUCGCCGAACGACUUCCGAUGGGACGUGCGUCAUUUUCUCCAUUUUAGCCUCGUUUUUCUGACAACGUCGCUCCUUCCCCACUCUGACCUAACCCCAACGUAAAGUAGGUGCCACUGCGCGAAACGCAGUCGCAGGGAGGGACCCCUUCUUAAGACCAAGAAGCACAGCAGCGACUCAUCGAAAUAUCAGGAACCAUGCCGAGCCCCAUGCCCGCCGACAAACGCAAGGUGGUCCUCAUCACGGGCUGCUCCAGCGGCAUUGGCCGUGCGCUCGCGCUCGAAUUCGGCCGCGCAUCGUCGCUCAAGCCCUCGCUGCGAGCCAAGGGCGCGCCGGGCGAGGCGUCGUACCGUGUCUUUGCCUGCGCCCGCAAGCUCGAGGCGCUGCGCGAGCUGCCGCCCGAGAUUGAGCGCGUGCGCAUCGACGUGUGCGACGACGCCAGCGUCCAGGCGGCCGUCAAGACCGUCAUCGACGAGGCCGGGCACAUCGACGUGCUCAUCAACAACGCCGGCGUCAACACGGCCGUGGGCCCGUCGUCGGAGGUGCCGCUGGAGAAGUUCCACUCGACGUUUGAUGCCAACUUCUUCGGCCUCAUCCGCGUCACCCAGGCCGUGCUGGCGCACAUGACGCCGCGCCGCAGCGGCACCAUCGUCAACAUUGGCAGCACGGCCGCGUACGCCAACAUCCCCUUUGGCUCGGCCUACUGCGCGUCCAAGGCCGCCGUGCACAGCUUCUCGGACGCGCUGCGGAGCGAGGUGGCGCCGCUGGGCAUCCGCGUCCUCGUCGUCGCACCGGGCGCCAUCAAGUCGUCGUUUGGCGACAACUCGACGGGCAACCUCGUUCUGCCCGCCAAGGGCUCCGCGUACGACAACGACGCAGCGCGCGCCAUCAUCCGCUACCGCGCCGUCUACAGCCAGACGGGCCGCAACACGCCGGCCGAGACGACGGCGCGCGUGAUCCGGCGCGAGGUGGACAAGUCGUACGUGCGCACCCACCACUCGCUCCUCGCCCGCCUCCUCGUCGUGCCCUGGCUCCUCAGCCUCGUCUUUGGCGGGCCCCGCGCCUACCUGACCACGGGCGCGCGCAGCCCCCUUGCCCUCCUCCUCUUCUACCUGCCCACCUCGCUCCGCGACCGGGCCGUGGCCAUGUACUUUUCCCUCGACAAGCUGCGCCAGUAGUCUCGCUUCUUUCCUCUUUCCUCUUACUCUCUCUCUCCUCUCUCUCUCCC
This is a messenger RNA of Acaromyces ingoldii, 1338 nucleotides long. Its product is annotated as NAD(P)-binding protein. The transcript has 3 exons. Gene Ontology annotation, cellular component: endoplasmic reticulum. Bases 308 to 1288 code for a protein of 326 amino acids. Gene Ontology annotation, molecular function: oxidoreductase activity. The record is from RefSeq and is a predicted model, not a curated record. Lineage: Eukaryota; Fungi; Basidiomycota; Exobasidiomycetes; Exobasidiales; Cryptobasidiaceae.